Molecule: messenger RNA, 1305 nt
Organism: Brassica oleracea var. oleracea
Lineage: Eukaryota; Viridiplantae; Streptophyta; Magnoliopsida; Brassicales; Brassicaceae
Exons: 4
Coding region: 1-1305 (434 amino acids)
Source: RefSeq, a predicted model, not a curated record
AUGACUCUGCUGGUCAAGGAAUCUGAUGGAACGGAGGCAAUCAAACCAAUGGGAAUGUUCUUUAAGCCAUCAGAGUACAAGAAAAAGAUAAAUCUAGGAACAAGGUGUUUGAUAGUGGAUGCAAUUACGACGUUAAGCAAGCUGAAACCGAAGCUGUCUAACGCGGAGUGGAGCUGGUUUGCGGAGCAUCCUCAAUUCAGACACAUUUUCCACAUGAAAAGAGAGAACCACAGGGUUCAGGAAAUGUGGAUGUUGUUGCUGCGGACUACUUGUAGCAAUAAGAGAAGAGAAGUGCGGUUCAUUGUCAAUGGCAUUCCCAUCCGGUACGGUCUGAGGGAACACGCUUUGAUAUCAGGGUUAAAUUGUCACAACUAUCCUCUCGGUUACAAGGAGUGUGGCGGGACAAAGUUUGUGGAUCGACAUUUCAAGGAAGGAGAAUUUAGAAGGUUGGAGGAUGUGAAAGCAAAUCUGGUGAACAUUGGACCCCAUAGAGACAGACUGAAUAUGGCGGUUCAAUUCUUCUUAGGAAGUGUUAUUUGUGCACAAACGAAGGUUGGAAACGGAGCUAAUGAUGUCUUGGAACUUUUCCAAAGAGAAGUGGAUGAUCUUGACUUCUGGCGGACCUUUCCAUGGGCGAGAUACUCAUUUGGUUACAUGUUAAAGGAGAUCUCUCAUACAAUGGAUCAUUUUGGAGGGUCGGUGAAAGAGAAUAUAUUGUGGCCUCUUCCAGGUUUCGGUGUUCCACUAGAGCUUCUUGCAUUCGAGACAAUUCCUAAGCUGGGAAAGGAGUUUAGAGUACCUGUUGAAGGAGCUGAUGUCUAUUGUCCGAGGAUGUGCCAGACAUCAUUCAAACGAAAUGGAAUGAAAGGAGUAUCAGUUUCUGAGAUAAAUAAGGCAUUGGGUGAAGAAACCGGUAUUGACAGCAUCAUUCCCACCAAAACUCCACAAGAAAGAACUCUCUUGGAUGACAAUUUGGAAGAUGAAACCGAUGUUGAUAAGCCUGAUAUAGCUGUGGACAGUUGGGAAAAGCGUCUGGAUGAAGGAUUGUCAAUCUUUUUUAAAGACAUGUUUGAUGAAGGUGUGGCCGCACGAGAAAAACAGGCAGAAGAGAUAGAAGAUGCAGCAGGGGAUGGAGUACAUUUAGCUGUGCAGUCGAUUGAACAGGGGGAGGGUAUGAAGAUGCUGAAAACGAUGCUGAGACUGAUCAAGAGAGUUGACAAGAAGGUUGGCCAAUUGGAUGAGAUAUUGCUCCCGCUUGAGGCUUUUGUGAAGGACGUAGAGAAACGGAAACAGAGAAAGAAGUGA